CACAUCAUGAAACUAAAAUAGCUUCCUCAUGUCAAGCGGCGUCACGACUGCAUUGCAAGGAAAUGUGACUUUGCGGCGAAGGGCAAAAGUCUUGUGGGAUUGUGAAGUGGAUUCACAUGGAGAUGAUGGAAUUUGGAAUCUCCUGAGAGGCGUGGUAAGGAACAUCUGCAGCCAUGACGGACAGCUGCCGGAGGCAAGGCGAGAUUACGAGACCCGAGGGCACGUUGCGAGAGAUCCGGAUCAACUUGCUUGAGUGUAAAGUCUGCUUUGAAAAGUUCAACACUCAGCAGGCCGAGCGUAGACCGCAGAACCUGUCGUGCGGUCACGUUCUGUGUGUGGAAUGCGUGGGGGCUCUGUCCCACCCUCUCCAGAGGAAGCUGGAGUGCCCCUUCUGUCGACAGCUGUGCCCUGUUGACGCCACCUCCCACUGUCAGCCUCUUUGUGACCUCCAGGAGCUGCUCUUGUUCACUCCUGACAAACAAGAUGAAGAGGAGGCCUCAGGUGUGAGUGGCAAAACCUUACAACUCACUUUGACCUUCGGCGGCUGGGGGACUCUUAUUAAUCCGACUGGAUUGGCGGUGAUGCCAUCCUCAGGGACUUUGUUUGUGGUGCAUGAAGGUGAGAAGAGCGUGGUGGUGUUUACUCCUCAAGGGAAGAAGCGGCACGCUUUUGGAAAAAGAGGACACGCCGCUGACGAGGUUCGUUACCCGGUGGAUGUGGCGGUGACCUCCUGCGGUCACGUGGUGGUGACCGACGCGGGCGAUAAAUCCGUCAAGGUGUUUACAUCCAGGGGAAACCCUGUGAUCACGGUUAAGGCUGGCUUCUUGAUGCCGUGGGGGGUGGACACGGAUAGCAACGGGCGCAUCUUGGUCUCGGACGUCCAGGCGGGAACGCUAUCCCGCAUUAAGGUGGACUACAAACAUGGCGUCACACUGGAGGAGGGAACGGUGGCUUCGCAACUGGACAAUCCGAAAGCCGUGGCCUGCUGCAGGACCAACUGUCACACGGCGGUGAUGGAGCAUGUGACCGAGCACAUAAGGAAGCAAAGUUACUCCAGACUGACCGUGUUCACUCCAGACUUCCACAUUCUUUAUCAGACGGAUAAUUUAAGUCUGAGCCUGACUGCCUCGGUCACCAUAAACAUGUCCGCUGUGACCUUUGACAGAAACGGACACCUGCUUGUCGUCGACUCACAUCGAGGGAUGAUUUGGACUUUUGGGAGGGUGCAAAGCGGUGCUGCCCUCGCUCUUCUCGUGGCAGAGCACCUCAUUCGACCUGUUGGAUUGGUGCCACUUAACAAUACUCUUAUGAUUGUGGAUGGUGGUGACCACACAGUCAAGUUAUACUCUUGAGAAGUUAGACUGUAGUUAAAUUGAAAUAUUAUUCAUAGAUAGUAGCCUAGCAAGACAAAUAGUUGGCUAGCUAGAUUGCUAGGUAUCUAUAGAUAGAUUCUUAAUUAGGCAAUAAAAUAGGAGUUGGACCUAUCAAAUGUAUUUUCCAUGUGUUUUAUGAGUGCAGUAUGAGUUUCACUUCUUUUAUUUAUUGAUAUGUACAUUUAAUAAAAAGCUAUGCUUAUUGAAAAUG
This is a messenger RNA of Syngnathus typhle (broad-nosed pipefish), 1584 nucleotides long. RefSeq names its product E3 ubiquitin-protein ligase NHLRC1-like. The coding region runs from base 174 to 1352 and encodes 392 amino acids. Gene Ontology annotation, biological process: protein polyubiquitination; proteasome-mediated ubiquitin-dependent protein catabolic process; negative regulation of translation. The transcript has 2 exons. Gene Ontology annotation, molecular function: translation repressor activity; protein binding; ubiquitin protein ligase activity. The record is from RefSeq and is a predicted model, not a curated record. Lineage: Eukaryota; Metazoa; Chordata; Actinopteri; Syngnathiformes; Syngnathidae.